AAAUGUUAUCAAUCGAAUGAUUAUUUUUAUAUUACUUAAAAAGUAAUCUUUAUAAUCUUUACAAUGAUAAGCAAAUGAAUUAUUCCAGAUCUAAACCUAUGGCCGAGUCGUAUAAUUUUUGGAUAAUUCUGAAUGCAAUCAAUAGAAAACAGACGUCAAUUUGACAGCGUUGUCAUUCUUCUGUCAUUUCGGAAUCGAAUCAUUCAUUGUGUGUGAUACUGUGAUAAAAAGCUGAUCUCGUGCGCCUGUUUGUGAAUUUUUUUGCCGAAAUUAUGGCGUUUCUAACAGAUUUCCACAUCAUUCGCAGUGUUUUGUCAAUUUUAUUAUUAACUUUAUUGUCAGUACAAAUUUCAGAAGGAUCAAAAGCGGAAUUUGUAACAUGCGGCUCUAUUUUGAAGAUGAUAAAUACAGACUUGAGAUUGCGGCUUCACUCGCACGACGUGAAGUACGGCUCAGGGUCUGGACAGCAGUCAGUGACAGCAGUGGAUGUAGCAGAUGACUCCAACAGCCACUGGUUGGUGCGGGCUCCCAUGGCGGAGUCAUGCAAACGCGGUGCUCCCAUCAAAUGCAACACCAACAUCAGACUACAACACGUCUCGACCAAGAAGAACCUUCACUCACACUACUUCUCAUCACCAUUGUCUGGCAACCAGGAGGUGUCAUGCUAUGGUGAUGAGGAUGGUGAAGGAGACAGUGGUGAUCACUGGACUGUAGUCUGCAAUAAUGACUUCUGGAGGAGGGAUACCCCUGUCAAACUUAGACAUGUAGACACAGGAGCUUUCCUUGCUGGCUCAGGUCGUACAUUCGGACGGCCAAUCAGUGGGCAGGGUGAAAUUGUAGGUGUAAACUCUCAGUAUGGUGCUUACACUGACUGGCAAGCCAAAGAGGGUCUCUUCAUUCACCCCGGUGAACUAUUACCACACCAACACGCAAUACACUCAGAGUUAUAAUCUGUAAUAUACUUAUUUAUUUGUAUAAUAAUAAACUUUUUGUAAUUUUA
Molecule: messenger RNA, 1000 nt
Organism: Spodoptera frugiperda (fall armyworm)
Lineage: Eukaryota; Metazoa; Arthropoda; Insecta; Lepidoptera; Noctuidae
Product: stromal cell-derived factor 2
Exons: 4
Coding region: 273-950 (225 amino acids)
Source: RefSeq, a predicted model, not a curated record